AUGUCGAAGCGGAAGGCUGAUGAGAUUACGGAGCCUGUGACUUCCCCUCAAGCCAAACACGCCCGAUCCAAUGUCCCAGAAUGGAUGAUCCAUCAUGGAGAACUACGCCCUAUGCCGAUGGUCACCACUCCUCCCCCAGACAAGAAUGACAUGGAGCCAGUCGUGCCGGAACCUGAUGAAGAAAGUAACCUGAUCGAUCGCCUGGAAUCCACUCAAAUGGCGCUUAUCAGACAUCUGGACGAGAAGUGCAAACGCCUGCAGUUCAUUGCACCCCAAUGCGCGUCCACGAUGGAGUCUCGACUUGCCAAGGUCGUCGAUGCGAUGAGGAUGUUGAAUAAAGAAGUCGAAGCCGUGAAAGCUGCCGAGUACCAGAUCAAGAUCGAAUCCCAUCAACGAGCAUCGACAGGCCUCACAACCUGCCGGACCGGCAAUCCGACGUACUUUGCACCUCACCAAUAUGUGCCAAUACCUCAGACCUAA
This is a messenger RNA of Zasmidium cellare ATCC 36951, 480 nucleotides long. RefSeq lists its product as uncharacterized. The record is from RefSeq and is a predicted model, not a curated record. The transcript has a single exon. NCBI's taxonomy places the organism in Eukaryota, Fungi, Ascomycota, Dothideomycetes, Mycosphaerellales, Mycosphaerellaceae. Bases 1 to 480 code for a protein of 159 amino acids.